Messenger RNA from Daldinia childiae, 1530 nucleotides. RefSeq lists its product as uncharacterized. Gene Ontology annotation, cellular component: plasma membrane. Gene Ontology annotation, biological process: transmembrane transport; tripeptide transport; dipeptide transport. Gene Ontology annotation, molecular function: dipeptide transmembrane transporter activity; allantoate transmembrane transporter activity. The record is from RefSeq and is a predicted model, not a curated record. Bases 1 to 1530 code for a protein of 509 amino acids. The transcript is spliced from 2 exons. NCBI's taxonomy places the organism in Eukaryota, Fungi, Ascomycota, Sordariomycetes, Xylariales, Hypoxylaceae.
AUGGCUGUAGCAGAAGAUAAUCCCAUGCCGAAUGGUGACGGCGGUGCCUUUAACAAUAUUGGACCUGAUGAAGCCCGCCGUAUCUUACGGCGCAUUGAUUGGCAUAUUAUGCCGCUCCUCUUCCUCAUUUACACCUUCAACUUCAUGGACAAGACCAUAUUGUCAAGUGCGUCGGUGUUUGGUCUGAGGGAAGAUAAUCAUCUCGAGGGCUCGAAUUAUUCCUGGGUAUCUAGCGUCUUCUAUUUCGGUUACUUCCUCUGGGCAUACCCCACGACGUUGUUAGUCGCUCGCCUGCCGAUAGGAAAAUAUCUUGCCGCCAAUACAUUCGUUUGGGGUGCGGUGGUAGCCUUAACUGCUGCAUGCUCGAGCUUUGGAGGCUUAAUUACAGUGAGAUUUUUCCUCGGUAUCGCCGAGGCAACUAUUUCGCCGGCUUUAAUGUUUAUCACGUCUACGUGGUACACCCGAGAUGAGAUUCCCGUUAGGACUGGUAUCUGGUUCGCGGGGAAUUCUGUCGGAGGCAUCAUAUCGUCACUCCUUGCCUAUGGAAUUGGUCACAUUUCCGACAAUAUCCACCCGUGGCGUUGGAUGUUCAUCGUUCUAGGUGUUGCCACUUUCCUCCUGGGAUUUGGAGUACUCUUCCUAUUGCCCGAUACUAUUUCGAGUACCAAAUUUCUAACUCCGGAAGAGCGACAGUGGGCGGGAGACCGAGUUGUGAUAGCCGGUACAGGUCGCACGGAAAACGCGACGUGGAAAUGGGAGCAGAUGCGAGAGUGUCUGCAAGAUCCCAAGACGUGGCUUAUAUGGUCCGUCGCACUACUCUGUCAGAUCCCUAAUGGUGGUACCCAGAACUUUGCAAACUUGGUUAUUAAGUCAUUCGGAUUUACGUCACUUGAGUCGACACUUAUUAAUAUCCCUUACUCCAUUAUUUCCGUCAUAGCCAUCUCCGGAACCGGGUGGAUAGCCGGACGCUUCCGAUCGAUGAAUUGUAUUCUCGUCGGUCUUAUUGUUAUUCCACCAGUUGUCGGAUCCGCGUUGAUUGGGAGCCGAAGCUCGAUUCCCCAUGGAGUCUCCCUAUUUGGGUAUUUUCUUUUAUCCACCGGACCGUCUGCGUUGCCUCUACUUUUGUCUCUUGUCCAGUCAAAUUUUCGAGGUGUCACGAAGAAAAUGACUAUGACCGCAUUGUUGUUUAUUGCCUAUUGCACUGGAAAUAUUAUCGGCCCUCAAUUGUUCAUAUCCAAUGAAGAGCCUACGUAUAGCACGGCGUUCCGUGCAAUUAUGAUAUGUUAUGCUUUGGUGAUAUGCCUCAUCGCGACCCUCAGAGUAUAUUUACAAUUAGUCAAUAAACGGAGACAACGAGAAGAAGGGAUCCAAGGUAGCUCCGGAGCUUCUGGUGCUGUUGGUGGGGGCAAAGUAGUCGACAUUGCCGACACACGUAAUAUGACUGAAGCAGUCAAUGAGGUUCAACUAAGACCAGAAGACUACGAAGAUACAACGGAUUGGAACAGUUUUGGGUUUCGCUACAGACUCUAA